Messenger RNA from Ahaetulla prasina, 4334 nucleotides. It is a transcript of the gene MRPS31, whose product is annotated as mitochondrial ribosomal protein S31. Gene Ontology annotation, cellular component: mitochondrial small ribosomal subunit. Gene Ontology annotation, molecular function: structural constituent of ribosome. The coding region runs from base 358 to 1431 and encodes 357 amino acids. Lineage: Eukaryota; Metazoa; Chordata; Lepidosauria; Squamata; Colubridae. The transcript is spliced from 8 exons. The record is from RefSeq and is a predicted model, not a curated record.
UAGGUAACAUCAUCACUGACGAUCUUAUCUCGUUUGAGUAAUGAACCGUCGGCGAGAAAACAAGCAUGCUCAGAGAGCACCCUGAAAUUACCUUUUAGACAUUGGUAAAUUAAAAUUCCCUUCUUGGAUGGAUCUACCCCUUUGCAUGCCACACAUAUAGAACGAGAAACGACCAUCUCCAAAAAAGAAAAAAGAAAAGAAAAAAAAGAGCGCGAAGGUUUAUCCGGCUGCGGAACCAAUAUUCGGGCGCUUCCGUUCCGGGCGGACUGGUGGGGGGACCUUGUCGGAACCUUCUGGCGGAAGCAUUUUGUGGUGGUACUGAAAGAGUGAGCGUGACUCCUGGCCGCUUCUAGGAUAAUGUGGCGGAGAAGCGCCAGAGUGCCCGGGAGCCUCUGUGCUCUGGUUCGCUUCGGUGCUCCAAGCGAGGAGGUGGUGGUGGCCUUGCACAGUAAAGCACACAAAUUCUUUAGCACCACCCCUGCCUUCUGCACUAAGGAAGAUGACCAAGUCAGCUGCACCAAUACAAAUGUUUCACCAGAUAAGGAGCAGAAAAAAGAAGUACAAAGAAAGAAAGAUUUGCUGCAAUUAAUCCAUGGAAUGAAAAUAGAACUAAGUACCAAGAAGAAGAUUAUGGAGAAUGCCCAAAGCAGAUUGCUGGAAGAUGAUGAAAAAAGCGACCAACAUGUUCCAGAAUUGGAGGCAGCAGCCUCUGCUGUUGCAUCUUCACUCCCUUUCGAUAAACAAAAGACAACUUCUGAACUGUUGCAUUUGGUAAAAAAGCACAAGGAAGAAAUGAAUGCGCAUAGAAUGGCCGACCUAAGCAAGAUUAUGGCAAGCAUGAAAAUUAGAAGAAAACCUAUUGCACGAAAAGCCUUCAAAGCAUCCAGUGAAAUUGCAUGUGAUGAAGAUGAAGACGGCAAUAUGGCACAUAUUAAUGAAAUCAGUAGAAUUAAAAGGAAACUCUAUUCUGAAGAAAGGCUACAGAUUUUCACUCCUAAGUCAGAGGGAGCACAUGAAACAGACUCACUAGCAAUACCAACAAUUUGGGAUCUGGAAUUUGCCAAAACUAUUACAGCCAACUUUUCACAUCCACCACAGAAUGGUUUUGAGGAGAUGAUACAGUGGACAAAUGAGGGAAAACUUUGGGAGUUCCCAAUUAACAAUGAAGCUGGACUUGAAAAUGAUGGUGAAUUUUAUGAACAUAUAUUUCUGGAUAAGCAUUUGGCAGACUUUCCUAAAGAAGGACCAAUUCGCCACUUCAUGGAACUUGUAACAUGCGGACUUUCUAAAAAUCCCUAUUUAAGUGUGAAACAAAAGGUAGAACACAUUCAAUGGUUCCGGGAUUAUUUCAAGGAAAAAGAACAGUUGCUUAAGGAAAUUGAAGCCCAUGAGAAGGAAGCCUUGGUUCAAAUAGAGAAUAUAUCGAAAUGAAAACUCAAAAAGUCAUGUUCUAAUGUAAAUAAUCAUUUGGAGGUUGUACAUCAUAAUCUGGAAAGAACCUGAUUCAAAAAUAGCAAAACUGGCAACAGUGGUUUAAUCUGGCUUGCAAAUUGUGGAAUAAAAUGUAUAUUUCUCUGUUUAUUAAUGUUCUUAAAAUAGUGCUUAUAGUGUUUUGCUUUAAAAAUAUUGGAGUGAAAUCAUUCUGAAGAUUAAAGAGAUUAAAGAGAAACCAUCAACUGCUGUUCAUUGGUAUUGAAAGGAUUAAGAUAAACCUUUCUGUAUUUUUACAGUUUUAUUUCCCCAUUUUCAGCAAUGAAAAUAGAAAAUAGAAUUAAAUCACAUAAUUUAUUCAACUUGUUUAUUGCUUGAAAUUUAUUCCAGAAAGAAAUACCUUGCAAAAGGAUAUGCUGUUUCUUUCCACAUGGAUCUAUAUAUUGCACCAGCUUAUGUUUUCUGUGCCUUCAUCCUCAACUUUGUGUGUGUGUGUGUGUAUACAUUUAAUUAGAUACGCUAAGAUAAGAUUUUAUUCAGACUCGCUGAUUCUUUUGAAAUUUGAAGAUAAAUAAUAUUAGAUACUGCUUGAAAUACUUACAUUUUUAAAACAAAUCUGAAUUACUAAUACCAUGUAUUUAUCAGUGUUGUCUGAUUUUUCACCUCUCCCAUUCUUUUCAAUGUUUUUUAAACAUAAUUUUAAAAAAAUCAUUAUACCUGUAUUAUAAAUUCUACUUUUUGGCUAAUUAUGCCACUUCAGUUAAUACUUCUAUAUCCAAUAUCUUUUCAACAUUUCUCAUGAGAUCAAUGUAUAUAUAUUUUAAACCCAUCCAAUAGGCACCUUAAGUAACAUUCCAGUUUUCUUAACAGUCUCAAGUAAGUUUUACAAGGACAAGCUAAUGGCAUUAAUUUAUGCAAAUGAGAUCUUUUCAGUUCAAAGAAAAUGCUGGUUGUUGAGUACAAUAUUGUGGUUUAUUUGCUUGGUUUUAAAGAUUUCUAUCCUACUUUUCAUUCAGGAGCCCAAGGCAGUGUGUGUGUGUUUGUGUGUAUGUUGUCAACUCGCGAAGCUUCCCUAAGCUUCCCUGUUCUCGAGUUGCCAUAGGCAGGGGGCAUCAGUCAGAACCCUGACAUGUGUUUGAUUAUUUUUUAUCCCACCUUUAUCACAAGUACUUCAAGGCAUCAAACAUACUUAAUACUCCUUCCUCUUAUUUUCCCUCCAACAGCCCUGUGAGGCAGGUUGGGCUGAGAGAAAGUAACUGGCCCAAGGUCACCCAGUUGGCUUUCAUGUCUAAGGCAGGACUAGAACUCUUGGUUUCUAGGCCAGCACCUUAACCACUAGAUCUGCCUCCUCCCCCCUUUUCUGGACAAUAAGAUCCUAGUGAGUUACAUUGAGUUAAGAAUGAUGGCGUGACCCAGUCAUAAUUAAAUACUACAUAGAUGAUCAGGAAUGAUCCGGUAAAGCCAAUCAAAUUUUUAUGAUGGUGUUGGACCAGCAUAAGGUAGAAAUAUCGGUGCUCUUGCAAGGAAUUUUGCAACUUCAUAGACAAAACAUUGGGAAGUUUUUUAAAAAGAUAGAAUUUAGUCCAGUGACCAAGUAUUCAGAAAAUAAGAGCAUUGCUAAUACCAUUAUAGUGCAGAAACAUACUCAACUGUUCAUCUUCACAUGGACAUAAGCACCAUAAAUUUUCUUAUAUUCCCUUUAAUAUAACUGAAUAUAACUUACUAUAAAUAGCUUCUGUGGCUGGGACUGUUAGUUUUGUAAGCUGCUUAGAAAGUGAUAAUCUGCUUUUUGAUUAGGGAAGGUUAGGAAAUCUACUUAAGUCAGGCUCAUUUUAUGUCUAUAAUGCAUGAUUUAAGAAAUAGUAUUGCCUGAUCAUAACUGGGAGUAGAUAAGGUGGUGUAAACUUAAGCUUGGGCAGUACAUGCCUAAAGGAUAACUAUCACUUGGAUUGAAAACCAUCUGUAAGUAUUAAGGGCCAGGACCAGCAAAGAAAGCAGAAUCUAAGCCAAUAGUUAAAUAUAAUUAACUACAUAACAAAAACAAAUAGAGAAUGGGAUCUAAUAUAGAUCAGACAGUUGAGGAUUAUAUGCAAACAUUUGUUUGAUCAUUACAAGAAAAGCUACCAGUAUACUGUACCACAUUUUUGCUCCCACAAGAUGUCAGUGUUGAUCUAUUUCACCUAACUAAAGUAAACAUCUUCCCAGACUCCAAUCAAGAGUAACCCUAUAAUAGCUAAACAAUACCUUGCAAAAAAACUUGCUACUAAAGCAAGAUACCAUGAAAAUAUUUCUGGAUACCAAAGUUAAAAAUCUUGAAAUGAAAAUGAAUACGGCAAUAGAGAGAGAUAAGAAGAAGGAGAGACAUGGAAAGGGAGAAGGAGGGAGAGAGAAAGAAGAAGGGGAAGAGGAGAGGAAGAAAGGGAGGGGAAAUAAGAGUAGGAGAGAAGGUUAGAGAGGGAGGAAGAAUGGAGGAGGGGGAGAAAGGAAGGGGAAGUAGAGAAGGAGUAGGAGAGGAGAGAGGAAAGUAGGAAGGAUAAAAGAAGGGAGGGAGAGGAAUGAGAAAGAAAAGAAAGAUUCCUAAAAAUGGAAAAGAUGAAAUGGAAGAAAGACAACCCCAAACAUGUUUGAAUAUAUCAGGAUAAAAAUUGAAAUAUCUAAAAAAUAAUAAAAGAGAAUAAAUAUUAAUAAAAAUGGAGAAACUAGAACUCGAGGGUGAAAGAUGUGAUUUAUAUAAAUGAGCAUGGAAAUAUUAAGACAUGAUUAAAACAUGGAAAAAGAAUAUUCUGGCAGAAAUUGUAACUAAGUAAAAUGUAUUUAGAUAUGUUAAGUUGUAUAAGAUAUGAUAUGGCCAAUACUCUGUUCAUAAACUAUGUGUGUGGGGGGGGGAUUAAAAAAUCAAUAAA